UUGAUGUCCCACUCUUCAUCAUUUCGAGUAAUGUGAGACUUCUCCAAGAUGUUUUUCUCGCGCUAUUUCUUCCUUCAUCAGCAAUGUGAAUCAACCCUAACACUCAAUGAUUAAAUUUAAAAAUUACCAUUAUUUGUCUCUCACUCUACAAUGAAGCCUUGAUUAUCAAUGUUCAAUGCCAAUGGAAUGCAAUAAGCAUUUUGUUUUGAGUUCUUGAUGAAGAAGCUCACCAGCUACACCCUCCCCCCCUUGCAGCGACACACCACCACCACCACCACCACCCUCACCGGCUUCGUCGCCUCCUCCACAGACUCUGAAAUCCUCCAACACUGCAAAGAUGGUUCCCUCCGUCAAGCCCUCCACCUCCUCAACACUUCCCAAACCACCCUCGACCCAAACCUCAAACCUGUCCUCUACGCCUCCCUCCUCCAAACCUGCACCAAAACCUCCUCCUUCCUCCACGGCACCACCCUCCACGCCCACGCCCUCAAGUCCGGCAUCCACUCCGACCGCUUCGUCGGCAACAGCCUCCUCACCCUCUACCUCAAGCUCGGCCCUCACCUCCCCCAGGCACAAACCCUCUUCGACUCGCUCGCCGUCAGAGACAUCAUCGCCUGGACCUCGCUUAUCUCUGCCUACACCCGCGCCGGCCGGCCCAUAAACUCCCUCCAACUCUUCUCCCAAAUGCUGGACCUCGACAUGGAGCCCAACGCAUUCACCAUUUCCUCCGUCAUCACCGCUGCGUCCAAGCUCCGCGACCUUGCUCUCGGGGCGUGCCUCCACGCCAUGGUCAUCAGCCGCGGCUUCCACUCCAAUACGGUGAUCUCGAGCGCUCUUGUUGACAUGUAUGGCAGGAACCGCGCGGUCCGGGAUGCACUUAAACUGUUCGAUGAAUCGCCUGAGCCGGAGGAUGUCGUUGGCUGGACCGCUAUCAUAUCGACGCUGACGCGGAAUGACAUGUUUAGGGAGGCUCUGAGGUUGUUCGUCGCAAUGCACCGGGGUUGUGGGUUGGUUCCGGAUGGGUUCACGUUCGGGACGCUGCUGGCUGCUUGUGCGAAUUUGGGGUGGUUGAGGCAGGGCAAGGAGUUGCACGCGAAGGUUGUUGGUUUAGGGAUUUGCGGAAAUGUUGUUGUUGAGAGCAGCUUGUUGGAUAUGUAUGGCAAGUGUGGGAAGGUUGGGCAAGCUAGGGUUGUGUUUGAUAGGUUAGGGGACAAGAAUUCAGUGUCUUGGACUGCAAUGCUUAGUGCAUAUUGUCAGAAUAAGGAAUAUGAGGCUGUGUUUGAGCUCGUGAGGGAGAGGGGUGUGUCGGAUCUGUAUGCAUUCGGGACUGUUCUUCGCGCGUGUUCCGGGGUGGCUGCUGUGAUGCUAGGGAAGGAGGUGCAUUGUCAGUAUGUGAGGAAGGGUGGCUGGAGGGAUGUUAUUGUGGAGUCUGCUCUAGUUGAUCUUUAUGCCAAGUGUGGAUGUGUUGAUUUCGCUCAGAGAUUGUUCUUGAGCAUGGAAGUUAGGAAUCAGAUCACGUGGAAUGCAAUGAUUGGCGGUUUGGCGCAGAAUGGGAGAGGGACGGAGGUGUUGGAGUUGUUUGAGGAUAUGAUCAAGGAGGGGAUGGAGCCUGAUUACAUCACUUUCAUUGGUGUUCUUUUUGCUUGUAGCCACACAGGUUUGGUGGAUGAAGGGAGGAGGUAUUUUGCUUUGAUGGUGGAUGAGUAUGGGAUUAAGCCCGGGGUGGAGCAUUACAAUUGUAUGAUUGAUCUUCUGGGCCGCGCUGAGAUGAUAGAGGAGGCUGAGAGUUUGCUGGAGAAUGCAGAUUGCAGGUAUGAUCAUUCACUGUGGGCGGUUCUUCUCGGAGCUUGCACUAAAUGCUCUGACUAUGUCACUGCUGAGCGCGUCGCGAGGAAGAUGAUUGAGCUGGAGCCUGACUUCCAUUUGAGUUAUGUUCUGCUUGGUAACAUUUACAGAGCAGUUGGCAGGUGGAAUGAUGCUAUGGAGAUCAGGAAGUUGAUGGAAGAUAGAGGGGUUAAGAAGUUGCCCGGCAAGAGCUGGAUUGGGAGUGAAAAUCAAAAGGGUUCUCUGUCUGGUUUAGCCAAUGUGAAUGUUUUUGAGAGAAGCAGUGUUUCUAGCAUUGGGGAGGCUGUGUGAUGAUGGAAAUUGGCACGUUGAAUUUAUUGGUCUGCAUGUCAUCUUGAACUGGUCAAUCUCAGGUGUUAUGGAAGGUUGAGCUUUGAGCCAACAUUUACCCUUUUGACAGUAUUGAGCUAGCACAUUAACUAGUGCAAGCCCCAGCUUCAUGCGCACUGUCCAAAGAUUCUAUUUUGUUGCUGUGCAUGAAGAGAAUGGUUCUUGUCGUCUGACUUUCAGCAUAUUUAACAACAAUUUCACUCAGGAACUCACUGCAAUUGAAGUAUGACUCCAGCAUCUAAUAAACUUUGUUGUCAUCUGGUUGGAGGGAUCAACAUGAUAAGGCUGCAGAUUCAUGAGCUGUUGUGAUAAAAUGAAAUGCAUUAAAAAUUAUGCCUUGAGCAUGUUAUCCUUUAGCAAUGCUGGGCGCUUCCAUGACCAAGAUGGCCUCAUGGCAGAACUAAUGAUGCUAAUCACUUCUGUUACUUUUGACAGGAAAAAAAAUUCACUUCCCUUGCUAGUUCCUGACAUGACAGAUUAGUUAGCUGAAUUUUUUUCAUUCUUUACCAAUCAUGUAACUGAGUUUUUUUCUUGUUUGUACAUGAAGGGUUUUAGCCUUGGGACUGCUUGAUGAUGUGAAGAACCCCAUUUUUGCAUUAAUUUUGAAUGGGAAAAAGCAAAACCUGAGACUACUUUUGUGAAAGUUGAGGAACAACGGACAAUUUAUACCGAUGAUAAUGUUGUGAUAUGAAGAUAGAGAUAGA
Lotus japonicus is the source of this 2879-nucleotide messenger RNA. RefSeq names its product pentatricopeptide repeat-containing protein At1g03540. The transcript has a single exon. Gene Ontology annotation, molecular function: protein binding; RNA binding. Gene Ontology annotation, biological process: RNA modification. The coding region runs from base 217 to 2136 and encodes 639 amino acids. The record is from RefSeq and is a predicted model, not a curated record. NCBI's taxonomy places the organism in Eukaryota, Viridiplantae, Streptophyta, Magnoliopsida, Fabales, Fabaceae.